AUGGGAUUCAUUGCAGAAGGAAAUACACUUGUUUGGGAAGAUGCAGAGAAGUAUGCUGAUUACAUUAGACAACAUGGUGUAGAACAAUUGCUGAACAUUUGGAAUGAUCAAAAGGAUAGAGGCAAUGAUGUCUUUACUUGGGGAGAUGAAGUUGAAUACAUAUUGGUAUCAGUUGAUAAUGAGACAAAGGACAUUAAGUUGGCAUUGCGUUCACAUGAAGUGUUGGCUGUGCUGAUGCAGAAGGAGAAGUUGGAUCCACAGAAUGUUGACUAUCUUUGGAGACCAGAGUAUGGAAGAUUCAUGAUUGAGGGCACACCAGGACAACCAUACCAUGGACUUGGAAGACAACUCUUGUCAAUUGAGGAGAGCUUGAUCAAGCGUAGAGAGGAGAUUGAGUCACACUUGAAGGAGAACGAGAGGAUCUUGACAAUUGCUUCAUAUCCACGCAUGGGCGUCGAGCACUUUGCCGAGCCGUACAGCUCACCCAAUGGACUGGUGGCCGAGUCACAGUUCCUGCCCGACACCGUCAUCAAUCCACACUUUCGUUUCAGCACUCUGACUGCCAACAUCAGGAAACGUCGCGGAAAGAACGUCUCGAUCAACAUCCCCAUGUACAAAGACAUCAACACGCCGCCCCAGCAGGACCACCAGACAUUCGUGUCGCCAUCCAACGACAAGGCCGAGCCAUACAACCAGCCGUACAACAUAUACAUGGACGCCAUGGGCUUUGGCAUGGGCUGCUGUUGUCUGCAGGCCACCUUCCAGAUGUCCAACAUUGAGGAAGCGCGCAAUGUCUAUGACCACAUGGCCGUGAUGGCGCCAAUCAUGCUGUCGCUGACUGCCUCCAGUGCCAUAUUCAAGGGCCUCCUUUCAGAUAUUGACGCUCGCUGGACUGUCAUCUCGCAGUCUGUCGACGACCGCACUCCAGAGGAGCUUGGACAACAGCCUUUGAAACACAACAAGUGCGUUAUCAACAAGUCUCGCUACGACUCUAUCGACACUUUCAUCUCGCGAGGCAACACUUACCGCGCCGAGUACAACGAUCUCCCUCUGGUGUAUGACAAGCCCAGCCUCGAGCGCAUGGUCGGCGCCGGAAUGGACGAGCAGUUGGCUCGCCACUUUGCCCAUCUCUUCAUCCGUGACCCAUUGGUCAUCUACUCGGACAAGAUUGAGCUGGACGACAAGACACACUCCGAUCACUUUGAGAACAUCCAGUCGACUAACUGGCAGACUGUUCGCUUCAAGCCACCCUCACCCGGCUCGCCCAUUGGCUGGCGUGUCGAGUUCCGUCCAAUGGAGGUGCAGCUUACCGACUUUGAGAAUGCAGCGUUCAUCGUCUUUGUUGCGAUUCUGAUGCGUGCCAUCUCUGACCUGAAGCUCAACUUCUACGUUCCAAUCACCAAGGUCGACGAGAACAUGAAAACCGCCCAUCUGCGCAACUCUGUCGUCAACAACAAGUUCUACUUCCGCAAGAACAUCACUGUCAGCACUGGCACUAGCACUGGCAACGUGGAUGAGGAGUACGAGCUGAUGACCAUCGAUGAGAUUUUCAAUGGUUGCAAGGAGGAGGCCAGAGAGUCGGUGGGAUUGUUGAGCAUCAUCCGCAAGUACGUCGCUGAGAACAAGUCGUUCGAUGCAGAGACCAACCGUCUGAUGGAUCGCUACUUCUCAUUGAUUGGCAAGCGUGCCAGUGGCGAGCUGAUGACCAUGUCGACGUGGACCCGCCACUUUGUACAGAACCAUCCAUCCUACAAGCACGACUCGGUCGUUUCACAAGAGAUUCAGAAUGAUCUCCUCCAACGAUGCUUCCAGAUCACCAACGGAUCCACUCAUGAGCCAAAGCUCCUGAGUGCCGAACUCAUCACAGCAACUGGUGGCGCCAACUAA
Molecule: messenger RNA, 1887 nt
Organism: Acytostelium subglobosum LB1
Lineage: Eukaryota; Evosea; Eumycetozoa; Acytosteliales; Acytosteliaceae
Exons: 3
Coding region: 1-1887 (628 amino acids)
Biological process (GO): glutathione biosynthetic process
Molecular function (GO): glutamate-cysteine ligase activity
Source: RefSeq, a predicted model, not a curated record